Messenger RNA from Diaporthe citri, 1449 nucleotides. RefSeq lists its product as uncharacterized. The record is from RefSeq and is a predicted model, not a curated record. Lineage: Eukaryota; Fungi; Ascomycota; Sordariomycetes; Diaporthales; Diaporthaceae. Gene Ontology annotation, cellular component: mitochondrion. The transcript is spliced from 15 exons. Gene Ontology annotation, molecular function: homocitrate synthase activity. Bases 1 to 1449 code for a protein of 482 amino acids.
AUGUGCCCUACUCCAGACGCCGCCCCGGCUGCCGCCAGCCAUUCCAAUGGCGCCAAUGGCACCAAUGGCACCGACAAAUCCCACCCUGGCUUCACAGGCAUCCCCACCAAGGCCACCCGUAGCGCACCCUACGUGCCCGUUGGUGACUUCCUGAGCAAUGUCUCCAGGUUCAAGAUCAUUGAGUCCACCCUCCGUGAGGGCGAGCAGUUCGCAAACGCCUUCUUCGACACCGAGACCAAGAUCAAGAUUGCUAGGGCUCUCGACGAGUUCGGCGUCGACUACAUCGAGCUUACUUCGCCCGCCGCCUCUGAACAAUCAAGAAGGGAUUGCGAGACCAUCUGCAAGCUCGGUCUCAAGGCCAAGAUCCUGACACACGUCCGCUGCCACAUGGACGAUGCCCGCCUGGCUGUAGAGACUGGUGUUGAUGGCCUCGAUGUCGUCAUUGGCACAUCCUCAUACCUCCGUGAGCAUUCGCAUGGCAAGGAUAUGACCUACAUCAUCAACACUGCCAUUGAAGUCAUCGAGUUCGUCAAGUCCAAGGGUCUCGAAGUCAGAUUUUCCAGCGAGGACUCUUUCCGUUCCGACCUCGUCGAUCUGCUCUCUGUCUACAGUGCCGUCGACAAGGUUGGCGUGCAUCGUGUUGGAAUUGCAGACACAGUUGGUUGCGCUUCCCCAAGACAAGUCUACGACUUGGUGAGGACUCUGCGCGGUGUUGUCAAGUGUGAUAUUGAGACUCAUUUCCACGAUGACACUGGCUGUGCGAUCGCAAAUGCAUACUGCGCUCUCGAAGCUGGUGCCACACACGUUGACACCUCGGUCCUUGGUAUUGGUGAGCGCAAUGGCAUCACCACUCUUGGUGGCCUUAUGGCGAGAAUGAUUGUCGCCGACCGCGAAUACGUGACCAGCAAGUACAACCUCGGCAAGCUCAAGGACCUCGAAAACCUUGUGGCCGACUCCGUACAAAUCAAUGUGCCAUUCAACAACCCAAUCACCGGAUUCUGCGCUUUCACUCACAAGGCCGGUAUCCACGCCAAGGCCAUCCUGAACAACCCCGAGACAUACGAGAUUCUGAAGCCUGAAGAUUUCGGUCUUUCUCGCUACGUCCACUUCGCCUCGAGGUUGACAGGCUGGAACGCCAUCAAGAGCCGUAUUGAGCAGCUCGGCCUGUCCAUGACCGAUGACCAGGUCAAGCUGUGCACGCAGAAGGUCAAGGCCAUGGCCGACGUGAGGCCGCUGGCCAUCGACGAUGCCGACUCUGUCAUCCGAACCUUCCACUUGAACCUCACGGCGGAUGAGGAGAAGCCCCUACUCCCCGACUUGACCUCUGAGGAGCAUGCCAAGUUCAAGAAGGCCGAGAGGGAGAUUGCCGGUCAGCCCGAAAAGAGAGCAUCGGAUGAGAUCAGUGCCGAGGAGACCAACGGCAGCACCGCCAAGAAGGUCAAGGUAUAG